Cajanus cajan (pigeon pea) is the source of this 1294-nucleotide messenger RNA. RefSeq names its product vesicle-associated protein 1-2. The record is from RefSeq and is a predicted model, not a curated record. Gene Ontology annotation, cellular component: plasma membrane; endoplasmic reticulum membrane. NCBI's taxonomy places the organism in Eukaryota, Viridiplantae, Streptophyta, Magnoliopsida, Fabales, Fabaceae. Gene Ontology annotation, biological process: endoplasmic reticulum membrane organization.
GCACAUUAAAAUGGCCACGUUCUCCACCACAGAGAAAAUAGAAAAGAAAAGGAAGUUGAAUGCGAAUCCCUCCAUCGCAUCGCAUUUGCAUUUCAAUUCUCUUUCCUUUUCUGCUUCGAUCUCUCCGUCGUCACACCCAACCAGAUCGAAUCCGAGAUGAGCACCGGUGACCUUCUCAGCAUCGAACCUCUCGAGCUCAAGUUCUUCUUUGAGCUCAAGAAGCAGAUCUCAUGUUCUCUUCAAUUGUCAAACAAGACCGAUAGCUAUGUAGCCUUCAAGGUGAAAACAACGAAUCCCAAAAAGUAUUGUGUUCGUCCCAACACCGGAGUUGUGUUGCCACGAUCUACAUGCGAUGUUAUUGUUACCAUGCAAGCGCAGAAGGAAGCUCCGGCUGAUAUGCAAUGCAAGGAUAAGUUUCUUCUUCAAAGCGUAAAAGUAGAAGAUGGAAUCACCGCAAAGGAUAUCACUGCAGAAAUGUUCAACAAGGAAGCGGGGCACGUGGUUGAGGAGUGCAAAUUGAGAGUGCUGUAUGUCUCUCCGCCUCAACCUCCGUCUCCAGUCCCAGAAGGUUCUGAGGAAGGGUCAUCCCCUAGAGGUUCUGUUUCCGACAAUGGAAAUGUCAAUGGUGCUGAUUCCGCGGCGGUAACAAGAGCAUUUGAGGGUCCAGAAAAAUCUGCAGAGGCAAAAGCUCUUAUCUCAAGGCUGACUGAAGAAAAGAAUAAUGCAAUUCAACAAAACAACAAGCUUCGUCAGGAACUGGACCUGCUGAGACGGGAAAGCAGCAAAAGUCGUGGGGGUGUCUCGAUGGUCUUUGUCAUAUUAAUUGGUUUACUCGGCAUAAUUAUGGGGUAUCUCAUGAAGAAGACCUAAGUAUUUCCGAGAUGCGAUCCUUCACCAUACGUUUGAUCUUAGUUUUCCUGUUGUUCCUGACUAUUCAAGAAAUGAAGAAAGGCAAAAUAGAUUAAUUCAGCAGGUGUUGGUGUUUUUUUGGGGGUCGAUAACAAUAUGGACGUAGAAACAUUAGUUGAAAGCGUGGGUCAAUGUUUUCUUGAAGAACAGAUUACUGUGAACUGACUCAUGCUUAUGGGUAACAUGCAUUCUUUUUUUGUAACUCGAGGAAAAUUUGUUGUUUUAUAUGGUUUAGCCAGUGACUGUCUGGAAACGUCAGCAAUGACCACUAGUAGCAUGCAUAUUAAGAAUAUCGGAUAUUUUGUUUAUUUUCAUGAGAAUAAUAUUACUUUGUAGUUGUUAGAUUUCCAAAAGGCGGAUAAAAGCCCAUUAUUUGGCCUGGUCA